Molecule: messenger RNA, 1218 nt
Organism: Prorocentrum cordatum
Lineage: Eukaryota; Dinophyceae; Prorocentrales; Prorocentraceae
Source: the annotation of a GenBank genome assembly
AUGUUGUUGUUUAUCGAGAUGCAGGGAGCAAAGUUGAAGCUGGACACCUUCAUCUACAAUACUGCAAUUCGCGUUUACGGGAAUGGUUGGCUUGCGAGUUACAGCGAUGGAAUCGUCGCUGGAUGGCAGCGGGCAUUAUCGUUGUUCAGAGAGUUGCAGGAAGUGCGGUUGGAUCCAGACAUCGUUAGCUACAAUGCUUGCGCCAGAGUUUGCGGAGCAGCUUUUCUGUGGCAGCAGGCGCUGCUGUUGCUGAGCGAGUCGUGCAGAGCGAAGGUGGAGCUAGACGUCUUCAGCUUCGGUACAGGCAUUUCUGCAUGUGAGAAGGGGGGGCAGUGGCAGCGGGCUUUCUCGCUGCUCGGCGACAUGUGGGAAACGAAGGUCGAACCUACCAUCGCAUGCUACAAUGCUGGGAUAAGCGCAUGCAGCAAAGGGGGACAGUGGCAAGCAGCACUGUCGCUGUGGAGGGAGAUUGCGGCGGUAACACUUGAGCCGGAUGCUGUCAGUUACAGUGUUGGAGUGAGCGCGUACGGGGAGAGCGGCCAGUGGCAGGCAGCAUUGUUGUUGUUCCGAGAGCUGGGCGCGAAGCUGCUGCCCGACGUCUUCUGCUACGAUGCCGCAGCCACCGCGUGCGGAAAGAGUGGGCAGUGGCAGCAUGUGCUGGCUCUGCUCAGCGAGCUGCGCGGGGCGGAGCUGGAGCCGCGCACCAUUCUACACUGUUGGGAUCACCGCCUGCGAGAAAGCCCAGCAUUGGGAGCAGGCGCUGGCGCUGCUGGGCGAGCUCCAGGACGCAGGGCUGGAGCUCGACGUCUUCAGCCUCAGCGCCGGGAUCAGCGCUCACGGGAAGGCAGGACAGUGGCAGCAGGCGCUGUCGUUGCUGAGCGAGGUGUUGCGGGCGAGGCUGGAGCCCGCCAGCUUCGCACACAAUGCUGCGGUCAUCGCCUGCGGGAGCAGCGGGCAGUGGCAGCGCGCAGUGUCGCUGUUGAGCGAGAUGUCGGAGGCGAGGUCCGAGCCAGAUGUGUUCAAGCUAUGGUGCUGGAGUCAGCGCGUGUGGCAACGCCGGGCGCUGGCGACAGGCGCUGUCUCUGCUCAGCGGUCUGCUGGAGUCGAGGCUGGAGCUGGACGUUAUCAGCUGCACUUCUGGAAUCGCCGCGUGCGGCGAGGGCGGCCAAUGGAGGCACGCAUUGGCGCUGUUGGGCCAAUUGCUUGAAUCGAGUUUGA